AUGAAACUAGCAAGAACAGAACACCAACCUAAAGAGAAGCUUCUUCCAAACCUUGCAAUUUGUGAAAUAAAUAAAAUGAUGCAAACAAAUGAUAAAACUAGCAAUGACACAAACAAAUAA
Molecule: messenger RNA, 120 nt
Organism: Dentiscutata heterogama
Lineage: Eukaryota; Fungi; Glomeromycota; Glomeromycetes; Diversisporales; Gigasporaceae
Source: the annotation of a GenBank genome assembly